This is a messenger RNA of Colletotrichum orchidophilum, 1026 nucleotides long. RefSeq lists its product as uncharacterized. The record is from RefSeq and is a predicted model, not a curated record. NCBI's taxonomy places the organism in Eukaryota, Fungi, Ascomycota, Sordariomycetes, Glomerellales, Glomerellaceae. Bases 1 to 1026 code for a protein of 341 amino acids. The transcript has 3 exons.
AUGGCCCCUGCAAACUUCAAAACCUACGAGGCCCAGGCGCGCCUUCUUCGCGCCAUCGUGGCUGCCCAUCCGGAGGUCAAGUGGAACCACAAGGACAUCCAGAAAUUUUACGGCUCAGAUAUGACCAAGGAUGCUCUCCAACAUCGGUUCAGAGCUAUCCGCAAUCAUGUUAUUGUGCUUCAGCAGGCGGAUGAACAGGGCAUCGACUGCAAGGUCAUCCCCGUGGACCUGCCCAAGGAGAAGAAGGAUAUUGCCAAGUUCUUCGGCGAAUCUACCACCGAUGGCAUCCAGUUCCAGUUCCGAGGCAUCAAGAAGGAUGCAGAGUCGCUCAAGCAGACGGCCAACAGUGGUGGUAACCCAGCCUCUGCCUUGACUUUAACCCCCAGCGGUACUACAAGCGCUGCUUCGACUCCUCGAAAGCCCCGAACCCCCUCCACCAAGGUUCGCGCUUCAGGCGGUGGUCGCUCGACCACAACGAAGAAGACCAUGCAGAUCAAGCCUGCCCCGAUGUCUGACGAUGAAGAGGAGGGUGAGGAAGUCGACUAUAACGCACUCGAGGACACUCCCUCCAAGACCCGCGUCCACAACGUUAUCGAUGGCCGAGUGACCAAGAAUAGAGGCACUCCCAACCCCCGCCGCAGCGCCACCCCGAGCCGUGCCGCUACUAUCGCCGCGGCUGCAACCAUUGCACAAGCUGCCGCCGUCGAUCUAACCACUUCCGAUAGUGAGGUGAACACCCCGGACAACGGUUCGGGCUACGAGCUCCCUACCAUUGUUGAGACCAAGCAUGUCGCCAUGAACCCGCAGCCGUCCUUCGACGAGGCCACCGCUAAUCAGCAGACCGUCAUCCAGCCCGCUGCCAUGGCCAGCUUCACCGGCAACGACAGCUUCUCGCAGUCCAUGGAUGACGCUUUUCUCAACCCUGCCAACAGAAUCAACGAUGAGCUCAACUUCAGCUUCUCCGAGAGCAUGCAGAAUUCCAACGGUGGCUACGACUCGUUUAUGGGCGCCGAUGGCGAGAUCUGA